Rotaria socialis is the source of this 762-nucleotide messenger RNA. Lineage: Eukaryota; Metazoa; Rotifera; Eurotatoria; Philodinida; Philodinidae. The record is from the annotation of a GenBank genome assembly.
AUGACAACGUUGAAUGUUGAUGACAACAACAGUAUUGCUUCGCGCACACGUUCGAAACGUAAAAUUAAUGCUUCGGAUCAAGGUGUUCAACAGAGUAAUGGCAAUGGUAUGGUUGAUCGAGUUGCAAAGCUAUGGAAUAAACUCAACGAUGCUCUUGUAUAUGCGCCUUACUUUCAGAACACAAAUCAGAAAGGAGUAUCUGAAGAACGCAUCAAACAAAUUGAGUCUAAGUUGAAAGUUUCAUUGCCAACUGAAAUCCGUACAGUAAUUAGUAUACACGAUGGGCAAAAUAAGAUCGGCUAUGGACUGAGCCACCGUUUGGCAACAACUGAUCUUCUUCCGGUUUCGCAAUGGCGACCCUAUGAGACAAACCAUGAAGAAUGUGAACUUCUGCUCGAAUGUCUCGUCGAUAAAAAGAUCUAUGAAACAGCUGAACUGCGCGACGAUGUUCGAGAUCAUUUAACUGCAUACCUCAAUGGUAUUAAACAAGCAUCAACAAACAACAGAAAAACUGAAUAUAGUAUAGCUAACGAUGAUGUAUUUCAUGCAUUACCCUGUGAGCUACUUAUAAUUGGCGAAGGUAUGGACGAUUACACUGAGCAAUAUUUGUUGAGUGUACGAACAAGUCGAAUCUACAUGGCCAUACAUAAUAUACCUGAAUGGACAUUGAUCGGUACUUUCAGUGACUGGAUAGACAUGGGUACAGAAAAUGCAAUACGCGAUAAAACAGACAUUAAACAACUUCGCAACGAUUUGAAUUAG